GGUACAGCGGGUAACAACGGAGAGAAAUUUAUCACAUAAAAAAUGAUUGAAUCAGUCAAAUUAAGAAGACGGUCCAUGCUGGAUUUCUACUCACAUUAUGAACAUCUUUGUGAACUUCAAGGCUCUCUCCCACUGAAAGCUGUGAAGGCUAAUGUGACUCGUGAUGCUAUUGAUCUAAUUGUAGAUCGCAUCAAAGCUACUGAUUGGGCACCACUUCUUAAUGCUCUCAGGCAUAAUAAGACUCUGACUUCUAUUGGAAUAAGAAGUUUACAUCAGCAUGGUCUUGAAGAAUCAGGUGUUGAAAGACAUAAAACUUACCUUAGAAGGAGAAUUCCAGCAACUCUGCCAAAAGACUUGACUGGCCAACUAUGCAAAGCUGUGAAAGGCUGUCUCAGUAUAUCAGAUGUACUAAAACAUUUAGAACUGCAGGGUUUGCUUCUGAGGGAAAGAGACCUAGCACUUUUAACAAAGGGCUUGGCCACAGCUUCAUCUCUGGAGAGUGUCUCUUUAGCCCACUGCCCAAUUGGAGAUGGAGGGUUGGAAACAAUCUGUCAGAGUAUAAAGAAUACAGCUACUAUCAGAUUUGUAAACUUCACAGCAUGUAGCCUCACGUGGCGAGGGGCAGAACAUAUAGCAAAUUUAUUAAAGCACCAGGCAAUAAGAAGACAUGGUGAAGCUUGGGCUGAAAGCCUACGUUACAGGAGACCUGAUCUUGAAUAUAUGACAGGUUUGAGGCGGAUUACUUUGAACUGCAACAUGCUUGUUGGAGAUAGAGGAGCAAGUGCCUUUGCAGACUGUCUAGGAGAGGACCUUUGGCUAAAAGCGCUUGAUUUGCAGCAGUGUGGAAUAUCCAAUGAAGGAGCAAGGUCAUUAUUAGAUGCUCUUCAAACUAACACAACAUUAGUGGUACUUGAUGUAAGAAAAAAUCCAUUAAUUGCUCAUGUUCUGAUAAAAAAGAUUAUUGAAAGAGUUCUCAAGAAUGGAAGCAGUGCUGACUCAGAGGGACCAGAUCCACCUGGAGACAGAGAAAAAUUUAUACAAGGAUUAACUUUUAAGUGGCUGAUGUCUCCGUCUUCCAAAGAUGCUUUGAAAACUAAGCCAAAGAAAAGAACUAUUGUCCUAGGAAGUGGUCGGAAAGGAAAAGCUACUAUUCGUAUUGGAUUAUCAUCUAAAAAAUCUGUAAGUCCUGGGAAAAAAAAUUCCACUGUGCGAGAGAGUUACUCACCAAAACCAUUACCACCAGGCACAAAGGGCUUCCUUCCUUGGCGGACUGCAGAACGUGCAAAGAGAUGCAGAGGCAGGGCUGCGGAUUGUAAUGGAGAAUUGCCAUUGAAGAUUCAGACAGCUGUUCCUGUGAAAGUGACACUAGAACGUGCUUCUACAUCUGAAACUGAAGACACAGAAGAUUUAGAGGAUGAUAUCCAGGAGACUGAUUUGCCAAAAUCAUUAGAUAAGACUGAUGUAGCACAAUACCAACAGUUACAGUUGGAGCUGGAAGAAUGCAUGGAAAAACUAAAGGAAGAACAGAAAGCUAGAGUAAAGGCUGAGGAACGAUUACUAGAGCUGGAAAUUGAAAAUGCAAGAUUAAGGAGUCUAAAUAUCUCCCUAUCCGAGGUUCUUCAUGCACAGUCAGUAACCAGCAUGAUUUUGGAAGAUGAAGGUGUUCUAGGCAGCAUUGAGAACUCUUUUCAAAAGUUUCAUGCUUUUUUAGACCUCCUUAAAGAUGCUGGGCUCGGACAACUUGCUGUAUUAGCUGGGAUAGACCAGUCAGAUUUUGGUAUUUUGGGGCAUCCACAAAUGAAUGCUACUCUCUGUAAGCCUGUGAACACGGUAAAGGAGAAGUCUUUUGAAGAAGAAAGACAGGAACAUACUGAGAAUAGCAAAAACAGAGCUGGGGACAUCCAAUUUCCUCUUCCUGGAACAUUUCAGUCCCAGAUAGUUGUGAAUAAUGCCUUUUCAUCACUUAAAGAAAUGAGAGAACUUCAGGCUGCUGGACAGCAGUACCAGCCAGGUUUGUGGAAGGAAAAUGAAGCUCAAACAAUUAACCAAAACAAAGAGAAUAAGCCUCGAAGUAGUACUCCAGUAUUAUCUGAGAGGAGGGUCAAACAAAAUGAGCAAGCAAAAGCACAUCACUCAGCAAGGCAGUUGGCUACCAGUCUGCAUUCUUUUGCUGAUUCCAGUGUACAAAUCAGAAGUGAUGACAGCAGAAUAUCCAAUGGUAUUCCUGGUGAAAAAAGCAAAAAUUAUUCCUCUAAGAAACACAUCCCUGUAGCAAAUGAAACAGCAACUCCAAGUAACGGAGUGAGAGGAGACAAAAGCAGACUGCAGGUAGUGAAUGUUAGCUCUGGAACUGAUACUGUAGGAUCUGUCUCUGAAAUACAGGAAAGUAUACCAAGUGUUACCAGCAUUUGAAGCAGUUGUAAAAUGUUUGAACUGUUCUUUACACUUGCAAAAUUAUGUUUUGGAUGUCUCAGUAUAAUUAGUGGAGUUUUUGUAAAGUUUUGUAGACUUUGACUUUUUAAAGCAUUGCAUACUGCUCAGUAUUCCUGUUUCAUGCUUGCAUUCUUUGUCACUAGAUUUUUAGUUUUGAAAACAUGUGAGACACCUAAAAUGGUACACAUGAGUUUGUACUACACAUGAGGGACUCAACAUACGGAUUUCAUUAUCAAAGAUUUUUAAACUAAUAAAGUUAAUUUGAGUACAGUU
Haemorhous mexicanus (house finch) is the source of this 2706-nucleotide messenger RNA. It is a transcript of the gene CEP78, whose product is annotated as centrosomal protein 78. Gene Ontology annotation, cellular component: centrosome. The transcript has 17 exons. The record is from RefSeq and is a predicted model, not a curated record. Gene Ontology annotation, molecular function: protein binding. The coding region runs from base 43 to 2412 and encodes 789 amino acids. NCBI's taxonomy places the organism in Eukaryota, Metazoa, Chordata, Aves, Passeriformes, Fringillidae.